AUGGGGCAGUUAUUGCAACUGUUCUCACAGUUAAACACCAAUAAACCACCUCCACCACCAUCCGAAACAUCCACAAGCACCACCACAAUUUCAAUAUCCCCAUUCUCAAUAUCAGAAAAAUUAACUCACCAGAAUUACACCAUGUGGUCCAGAUUGAUGCAAUUAGCCUUAAGUGGUCGUGAUUGGCUCAACCAUAUCAUCGCUGACCCACCACCACAAACAGACCAAGAGUACGGCCAAUGGACCAGGCGAGAUUCAGUGGUUAUCUCAUGGAUAAUCAAAAGCAUUCAUCCGGAUCUAGUCAACCAAUUUAUCGAUUUCCCAACCGCAAAGACUCUUUGGAAGGGGAUAGAAACAGUAUACAGCAGUGGCAGUGACGGGGUAAACGAAACUUUCGACAAAGAGAGGAGGGACCUUCUCCUUCAAGAUCCAUUACCCACUGCAGAGGAAGCAUAUGCAUUCAUAAGGAGGGAGAUAAUGAGAAGGGGAAUCAUGAAAAAGGAGCCCUCAUCAGAGUUAGAUUCAUCGGGCUCAGGGGGCGUGUUUGCUGUCAGAGGGAGAUCGGAAAAAUCUUACCGGAAAAAUGACGAAAGGAGCCAUCUUCAAUGUACCCACUGUGGUGGGAUGAGGCACACGAAAAGUGAGUGCUUCAAACUUGUUGGAUACCCGGAUUGGUGGCCAGACACGAGGAAGAAAGGGGCAAAAAUGGCCGGCCAACUCUCCGAUCAGCCAAGAUCUGGAAGAGCAGCGGUCGUUUCAAGCACCGAUACAAAAUCAGACAAAAGCAUGGCAGCCAUGGUUAAAUACUCAAAGGAAGAUGAAGGUAACAGGGAAAAGCAAAGUCAGAGAAAGUGGGAAGGAGAAAAUGACCCUUCAAAUGAAGGAGAAAGUGACCCUUCAAAUGAAGGGUACACGGCUACGGACACAAUGUCUUAUGAUCAAAAUGAUUUUUUAAACCAUGUCCGACCGAAAAAGAAUCUCAUUAAAACUGCUAAUGCGGAAGAAAUUAAAGUCGUGGGUGCUGGAACUAUUACUGUGUCAGGAAAUUUAACCUUGAAUAAUUGUCUUUUUGUUCCUAAUCUCUCACAUAAACUGUUGUCCGAUGUUCAGACAGGCAAAAUUAUUGGACGUGGUAUUGAAAAAGGUGGUAUGUACUACUUGGAAGAGACGGUUCAAAAAGGCAACGCAGUUCUUGCUCACGGGUCACGGGAGAAACAACUGUGGACUUGGCAUCGUAGACUUGGAGAAACAACGGUGAAGGAAGUUUUGAUUUCGAAUUAUGUUUACCAAUUGACUUAA
Amaranthus tricolor (Joseph's coat) is the source of this 1299-nucleotide messenger RNA. RefSeq lists its product as uncharacterized. Bases 1 to 1299 code for a protein of 432 amino acids. The record is from RefSeq and is a predicted model, not a curated record. Lineage: Eukaryota; Viridiplantae; Streptophyta; Magnoliopsida; Caryophyllales; Amaranthaceae. The transcript is spliced from 5 exons.